AAUAGAUUACGUAGAGAUCGCCAGUGCAGGACAGUGCUUAACCCGCAGGUCCCCCUGUAUAACAAUGUGCAGAUAUCUCCAAUCAGGCCUAAAAUCCAAAUUUAGCCGGAGCGACGGAAACGACAGGCGCUUGUACAAUGUACGUGCAUGGACCAGUGAUUCAAAAGAGCUAAUUAUAGGUGAAAUGCAAUUCCUGUUUAUCACAACUGAUCAGCUGGUUACAUAUUUAUGAUGUGCGACAAGAGAGAUAUGCGGGUCUGUGAGCCGAGUACCGUUUAACAUAACAGCCUUGAUUCGCUUGACACAGGUAUUGUGGAAUACUGGGUAACUGAAGCCGUGUUUUUCCAACAGACACAAAGGGUUAGACCUAUAUACAGUGCAUUUAUUGAACUGCUUUCCAAAUACGACAACGACAGAAAAGGAUUCACUUCGACAUACCUGUAAAGUUAUCUAUAGUACAUGUAAAUGUAUGGGACGUCAAUUUCGUGAUACGAGAGCGGAUUGUGGACUCUUUUCGGCGUAGAGUAACAGGCAGGGGAUAACACAGUAUCUCCAAUCCGCUUCCUUUUACCCGAAAUUACUAAUAUACGCACACUAACAACGACAACAAGACAGUGGAAUAUAUUUGAGAUCACUGCUGCACGUGUAUGUCAACCGAACAGAACUAGGAAAAUGAACCAUUCGUCGAAUGAAGAUAAUCAUUGUGGAUAGAAAGCAAAAACCAUUUCCAUCCUCCACUAAUACAAGUGCCCGCGGCCUGGUAAUUGACAGUCAGCGACCAAGACCAAUUCCCACGUUAUAAGACAAUUGGAGAAAAAAAUCUUAAUUGGACUUGAGGGCAGUUUAGCUACUGGAAGCAAAAAUGGAAGGAUCGGAGCAGGACCGCGGCUGCUUGGCCUGUAUGGCGAGUGUACCGUGUGCGUCUCUGAUAGCAUGGAUUAUUAUGCUGGUAGGGAUAGGGGGCUUCACCGCCUCCAUGAUUAUUGGGGUGCGCAGACUCAGGGAGAUGUUAGCCGACCCAGACUGGAUGUAUAUGAUGGAGGACGUUACCAUAGGGAUCUGUGUAUCUGUGGUCGUGGUGGGAACCUUUCUCCUCGUCGUAGCCUCGUUGUCGUCUGGAAAAAACAGCAGACAUGUAUUUAGCACCACUAAGAAAAAUGCGUUUGGACGAUCGCUGAACAUCGUGUGUUUAAUCUUCGCCUACACUUUUCACGUGGUCUGGCUGUUGAUCUGCUGUGCGUUGACAUUGCCUCUCUUCCUACUAAUAUUACUGCGGAUACUGUAUGAGGAGUAUGCAGUGGAGUGUAUUAAUUUGCAAAAUUACGGCUUCCCAAAUAAAGAACCCAUAUGUGACGAUAGGUUGUACUUAUUUUGGACUCAGGGAAAAGAGAACUUGAUAUGUUUUGGAGCAACUUUCGUGUCUGCCGUCCUCGUGGCCAUUAGUAUGGUCCACUUCCUCAUUGCAAUUGGUGCUAACUAUAAGCAUUUAAAAGAGACGGUAUUUGCUACGUAUAAUGCCUAUAAUCACAACGACGUAGACGAUGUUCGCGUGUCCAGAAACUCAUUACUUGAAACUAAAAUGUGAACUUCUCUCUGAAGGCAGAAUACUAUGAUACAAUGUACAGUACGCACGUGAACGCAGGACACCACACGUAGCCCGGAGGUUAUAAUAAACACCGGCAAAAAUUAGUGCCAAAUUUGACGUUGUUGACGUGGUUUACUUGGAGUUCAUCGUUAACCUAUGCGAAGGUUAUCACAACAGUGGUUAAGCCUUAUUUGAGUCCUGUCGUCUCGGUAAAAUUAUUCCAAGUAAAUGAAUGCGUUAGAAGUGUACAACUUGUAUAUGGUUUUCAUAAAACGCUAUUUAAAUCUAGCUGCAAUUCACCUGUAUAACAAUACUCACGAGGUUUGAAAGGACACGUUUUGUCUAAGGUGUAGAUUAUAUUCAGUGAUGGAACAGGCACUGAUGACAGUGGACGAAAUGCACAGACAUUAAGAAAAGUUGGACAUGAUCGUAAACGUGAUAUAUAAAGGGGAAUGCGUUUGCGAGCUACAGUGAUGCAACGUGAGAACAACAGGAUCCUACUGUUUUUUAUUAUUAUCAUAUAGCAUGAUUGCUGGUCGUCAGCUAUAAAGUUAUGUUUUGAAUUCUGUGACGACGUGUAAAUCGCUACAAGUGCAGCUAAGUCGACAGCAAAACGAUCCACCCAUCAAAAAGACAAUAGAAGUAAAACGCCAGUUAACGCUCCCUGUGCUACGGGUAGCUAAACAUAGAGAGAUUGCACAAUUGGCAGAAAUUUUGAAUCAAUUUCGAAGGCAAAUCUCUACCCCCCCCCCCCCUCCCUCUACUCCAUUGCUUGUCUUAAAAUGCUCUUUUUGAUGGAAACGUACCGGGCGACACAGAAAAGUCUCCUGUGCCCUGCCCUACCCCCCC
Lingula anatina is the source of this 2434-nucleotide messenger RNA. RefSeq lists its product as uncharacterized. Gene Ontology annotation, cellular component: plasma membrane. Gene Ontology annotation, biological process: neuron projection development. The record is from RefSeq and is a predicted model, not a curated record. Lineage: Eukaryota; Metazoa; Brachiopoda; Lingulata; Lingulida; Lingulidae.